GUCGCGCUGCGGGCAUCCUUUGCGGCAGCUCUCCGCGUCGCCUGCAGUUCUUCUGGUACCCACAGCCAGCGACCGAACAAGGGCACCGCGGUAGGACGGUAGGGCCUGCGGCCAUGCCUUUCUUUGAUAUACAGAAGAAGUUGGGCAUUGACUUAGACCGCUGGCUGUCAAUCCAAAGUGCUGAACAGCCUCACAGGAUUCCAUCUCGAUGCCAUGCUUUUGAAAAAGAAUGGAUAGAAUGUUCACAUGGAAUUGGUGGUAUCCGCGCACGGAAAGAGUGCAAGAUAGAAUAUGAAGAUUUAUUCGAAUGUCUGCUUCGGCAGAAAACGAUGAAACGCCUGAGUGCCAUCGUGAAGCAGCGGAAUAAGCUAAUCAAGGAGGGGAAGUACACACCCCCACCCCACCACGUGGGCAAGGAGGAGGAGCCCAGGCCCUAAGCAGAGCAGCGCUGAGGCUGAUUUUCAUGUUCGUUCUUCUCCACUGGAAAGCUUAUGUACUGACAACUUCUUUGUGAAAGUGUCUCAAAAUAAAGGAUUGCUUCAUCCUA
This is a messenger RNA of Myotis brandtii (Brandt's bat), 547 nucleotides long. RefSeq names its product NADH dehydrogenase (ubiquinone) Fe-S protein 5, 15kDa (NADH-coenzyme Q reductase) (gene NDUFS5). The record is from RefSeq and is a predicted model, not a curated record. Bases 114 to 437 code for a protein of 107 amino acids. The transcript is spliced from 3 exons. NCBI's taxonomy places the organism in Eukaryota, Metazoa, Chordata, Mammalia, Chiroptera, Vespertilionidae. Gene Ontology annotation, biological process: mitochondrial respiratory chain complex I assembly.